AGUCUUGCACAUGUGUACCGGCUCCUCCCCUUCAGUCUUGCACAGGUGUACCAGCUCCUCCCCUUCAGUCUUGCACAGGUGUACCGGCUCCUCCCCUUCAGUCUUGCACAGGUGUACCAGCUCCUCCCCUUCAGUCUUGCACAGGUGUACCGGCUCCUCCCUUUCAGUCUUGCACAGCACAGGUGUACCGGCUCCUCCCCUCCAGUCUUGCACAGGUGUACCGGCUCCUCCCCUUCAGUUUUGCACAGGUGUACUGGCUCCUCCCCUCCAGUCUUGCACAGGUGUACCGGCUCCUCCCUUUCACUCUUGCACAGGUGUACCGGCUCCUCCCCUUCAGUCUUGCACAGGUGUACCGGCUCCUCCCCUUCAGUCUUGCACAGGUCUACCGGCUCCUCCCCUUCAAUCUUGCACAGGUGUACCGGCUCCUCCCCUUCAGUCUUGCACAGGUGUACCGGCUCCUCCCCUUCAGUCUUGCACAGGUGUACUGGCUCCUCCCCCUCAGUCUUGCACAGGUGUACUGGCUCCUCCCCUUCAGUCUUGUACAGGUGUACUGGCUCCUCCCCCUCAGUCUUGCACAGGGUGUACC
Messenger RNA from Staurois parvus, 586 nucleotides. The record is from the annotation of a GenBank genome assembly. NCBI's taxonomy places the organism in Eukaryota, Metazoa, Chordata, Amphibia, Anura, Ranidae.